GCGCGUCCUCGCAAAGCCUGUCUGGACUCUCCACUCAUCCUGAUAAACAGCUGCUUACCAUUUAAGGGGGAACUUCUCAGAAGAAAGAAAAAAAAAAAAGUUUUCCUUGGACCUCCUCUUGAAUCGAGACUUUUGUCUGCGGAUGUUCGGAUUUAGAGUCUGCAACGCUGCAAAACGCACCAAAUCUGGACUCUGAGUUUUUUUGCGUAAUGCUCAGCCGUCCUCAGUUCAACAUCUGGAUUAACUAUUUGAAGUCAGAGCUAACGGCGCUCUACUGUACGUCAAAACCUUUGCAUUAAAGCAGCCUGCCUUCUUUGUGUUUUACUCUGGAGUUCAGCCUGGUAACCCGAGUGCCUGCUCGUAGAUUAUGUAUUCUUUAAAAUGGGUGCGAACAAUGGAAAACAGUAUGGAAGCGAGGGUAAAGGGAGCUCAAGCAUCUCCUCGGACAUAAGCUCGAGCACAGAUCACACACCAACUAAAGCUCUGAAGAAUGUGGCUUCCACUGAAGGUUUAGAGACCAGCACCAGAACACUAAGCACCCCUAGCCCAGGUCUGAUAUUGCCGUCCAAGUCCUCCACCCUCUCCUCACCCGCCCUUUCAAGUAAUGGCCACGAAACUAACUCUUCAUCCUCUUCUUCUGCCCAUACUGAGACGGUGGCCGUAAUCCACGCUCAGCCUGGCGUCCAUACUCGCUCCAGACAGUUCAAAGCCCACCACCAAGCCCCUAUCAACCUGCUCCCUGACCACAGCAUCCUGCAGAUCUUCUCCCACCUCCCAACCAACCAGCUUUGCCGAUGCGCACGUGUGUGCCGCCGUUGGUACAACCUGGCAUGGGACCCUCGGCUGUGGAGCACCAUCCGGCUCUCGGGAGAGCUGCUGCAUGCUGAUCGCGCCAUCCGGGUCCUGACCCACAGGUUGUGCCAGGACACUCCCAAUGUGUGCCUGACAUUAGAGAUAGUGGUGGUCAAUGGUUGCAAGAGGCUCACUGACCGCGGGCUGCACAUUCUGGCCCAAUGCUGCCCGGAGCUGCGACGCCUGGAGGUUGCUGGCUGUUACAACAUCUCAAACGAUGCUGUGUUUGAGGUGGUGUCCCGCUGCCCCAACCUGGAACACCUGGACCUCUCAGGUUGCUCCAAGGUGACCUGCAUCAGCCUUACCCAGGAGGCCUCACUCCAGCUGUCCCCCCUGCAUGGCCAGCAGAUCUCCAUCCACUUCCUGGACAUGACUGAUUGCUUUUCGCUCGAGGACGAGGGUUUGCGAACUAUCGCCUCCCACUGCCCUCGCCUCACUCAUUUGUAUCUGCGCCGCUGUAGCAGACUAACUGACGAAGCCCUGCGCCACCUGGCUCUCCACUGCCCAUCAAUAAGGGAGCUGAGUCUCAGUGACUGCCGCCUGGUGGGGGAUUUCGGCCUGCGUGAGGUGGCGCGCCUGGAGGGCUGCCUACGCUACCUGAGUGUGGCCCACUGCACCCGAAUCACGGAUGUGGGCGUCCGCUAUGUGGCCCGCUACUGCCCCAGACUGCGUUACCUAAACGCAAGGGGCUGCGAGGGGCUGACAGAUCACGGUCUAGGCCAUCUGGCCAGGAGUUGUCCCAAACUGAAGUCUCUGGACGUGGGCAAAUGCCCACUGGUAUCGGACAGCGGGCUGGAGCAGCUGGCCAUGUACUGCCAAGGCCUGAGGCGGGUGAGCCUCCGAGCCUGCGAGAGUGUGACAGGAAGAGGACUCAAAGCACUGGCGGCCAACUGCUGCGAGCUGCAGCUUCUCAACGUCCAAGACUGCGAGGUGUCGCCAGAAGCUCUGCGCUUUGUGCGGCGCCACUGCCGCCGCUGCGUCAUCGAGCACACAAACCCAGCUUUCUACUGACACUGAGAGUAGUUGGUCUGGCUAGCAUUUAUCUUUUUAUAUUUGCUUAGUGGUGGUAAAUCUUUCAAAAUUCUUCAACAGAAUGUAUUUAACAUAUUUAUCUGUAAAAACACAGAAAAGUACAGUAUUUCACUUACAUGACAUCUUCCCCCAGCAUCAUAAUUAGCAUUGUAACAACAAUGAGCACUGAGUACAGUUGUGUUAGCAUUUAAAGCCUAUUAAUAUAUACCUAACUUUAAAUUCAACAUCAAUUUAAGGCCAUAUAAUACAAUAGUCUAUUUAUAGACACAUUUCAUCAAAGUAAAUUGUUGAGAAUGUAGCAAAAGAGCAGCAACAAAAACCAAAGUAUGGAUUUCUAUGUGUUCUGUGCAGAUGCACUUUAUGCAGUUGCGCUGACAAUCAUUUCAACUGAUUGUCAAAAUUCACAUUUUUGUGUUUAUUAAAGGUUACCCUUGCAUGAGAGGAAUUUUACCGUUAUGUUAUGAGUCCAAUGUCGGAAAUAAACAGGGAUGCAAUGCUGCUAGAACUGUGCCAAUAAAAUUCUUCCAAAAUA
Molecule: messenger RNA, 2416 nt
Organism: Girardinichthys multiradiatus
Lineage: Eukaryota; Metazoa; Chordata; Actinopteri; Cyprinodontiformes; Goodeidae
Product: F-box/LRR-repeat protein 7-like
Exons: 4
Coding region: 382-1863 (493 amino acids)
Biological process (GO): SCF-dependent proteasomal ubiquitin-dependent protein catabolic process
Cellular component (GO): SCF ubiquitin ligase complex
Molecular function (GO): protein binding
Source: RefSeq, a predicted model, not a curated record